Fusarium vanettenii 77-13-4 is the source of this 810-nucleotide messenger RNA. RefSeq lists its product as uncharacterized. Bases 1 to 810 code for a protein of 269 amino acids. NCBI's taxonomy places the organism in Eukaryota, Fungi, Ascomycota, Sordariomycetes, Hypocreales, Nectriaceae. The transcript has 2 exons. The record is from RefSeq and is a predicted model, not a curated record.
AUGCUUCUUAAACAUCUCUUCCUGGGUUUCCUCCUGGGUGCCUUUUCGGUGGCAGCCAUCCCUCAACCAGAGCCCGAAGACGUCGAGCUCGAGGCAAGGGACGAUGAGGAUCUAGUCGCCCGCGGCGGUUACGAAUACUGCCCCUACGGUCAACACUACGACAAGCACCAUCACUGCGUCUGCCCCUGGGGCCAGAUCAAGGAUGGCAAGUACUGCAAAUGUCCUGAUGGCCAGUACAAGGACGGGGACUAUUGCAAAUGUCCCGGAGACCAGGUCAAGGACGGCAAGUACUGCAAGUGUCCGGAUGGACAGCACAAGAAGGGCAAGCGGUGUGUGUGUCCUCAUGGCCAGAUCAAACAGGGCAAGUACUGCAAGUGUCCUGGUAUUCAGUUCAAGGAGGGAGACUAUUGCAAGUGCCCCGGAGACCUCGAGAAGAAGGGCAAGUUCUGCAAGUGUCCCCACGGUCAGGUCAGAGAUGGAAUCUACUGCAAGUGCCCUGGAGAGCUUGUCAAGAAGGGAGACAAGUGCGUCUGCCCCGACGGACAAAACCAAAAGGGCAACUACUGCAAGUGUCCACAUGGCCAGAUCAAAGAUGGAGAUCAGUGCAAGUGUCCGGAUUACGAGUGGAAGAAGGGAGACUAUUGUGUCUGCCAGAAGGGAUAUCGUCGUGGCCAUGAUGGGAAGUUUGUGGCUAUGUUUCAUACCAACCUAUACCUCAAGGGCAUCUAUGGUCUAUUUCAAAAUUGGAAAUUGAGCUAUAUGAAGUUUGGCGGCCCCAAACGGAAUGAGCUCAAGCUUGGUGACCUCUGA